Molecule: messenger RNA, 883 nt
Organism: Durio zibethinus
Lineage: Eukaryota; Viridiplantae; Streptophyta; Magnoliopsida; Malvales; Malvaceae
Source: RefSeq, a predicted model, not a curated record
CUCAAUUCCAAUCUAUCUAAGUCAAGGUUCCAUUGGAUGCAUAUAUGGAGUUUGUAUUCUCUGAGAGGGAAGAUGCCGGAACUUUUGACAACAAAGGCGGUAUGGAUUAUCGAAUACCUGUUUUUGGAGGAAUUGUGCAAGAGCCACCAAUGAACAUUGUGCAUAUUGCUGUUGAGAUGGGGCCUACUGUAAAGGUGAAGGAUAUUCAUUACCAAAGAGGCUAUUCUUGGGGUGGCACUGAAGUUAAAGUUUGGUUUGGAAAAGUGGAAGGCCUUUCAGUUUAUUUUGUGGAGCCAGAAAACGGAUUCUUUUGGACAGGUUGUGUUUGUGGUUGCAGAAAAGAUGCAGAAAGGUUUGGUUUCUUUUGUCAUGCUGCUCUCGAAUUUCUACACCAAGGUGGAUUUCACCCUGUUUCAGAUCAUCGAAUUCAUUGGGAUUACUAUGUGCCAAUAACUAAAGAAAUAUGGAACCUUUGAGGAUGAUGCUAUUGCAUUAUUGAUGAUAAUUGGUAAUUUGAUAACUUUUUGAUGUUUUGGUAGUUUUGGUAAUUGUAAUGGGAUUGGUAUCAGGAUGCAAUUUGCCUUUGAUGGUUACCUGAUGAUCUUAAUAGCUUGUAAACAUUGACAUUGCUAGUGAAUUUUGCUGAUUUUAAUACUUAUGAAUCAUGAUAUUUACUGAUAUAAAAUUUGUGAGGUCUCUGUCUGAGUUUAACCAUGUUUGAAUACUUCAAGUGUGAUGCACAUGUCAGUUAAUUAUUAUUCUGUAAUCAGGAAAGCAAAAUUUGGGAAAUAAAUAAUCUAAAAAUGUUCUUUUGCCAGAAAUUGCAAAAGUGACUUGCAGACUUUCAUUUCUCAUACCUGUGUUCUCUAUUAAUUGGUAUGAA